CAAGGCCGCCGUGGCGGCUCGUGCUCGCGCGUGCGGGCCUCCUGCUCCCCUUGCGGCAGCGACCCUGGUACUGUGCACCGUACACUUUCCGGCGCCUCUAUGUGAUGCCGCGGGGCGCGGUGGCCGGCCCCAGGCCGCCGCCGCUGCUGCUCCCGCUGCUCGGCCUGCUGCCGCGCGCCGCCCGCGGCGCCCUGGCCGUGCAGCGGCGCCACGGGGCUGGCGGCGCCUCGGGCUCAGACUUCGCGAACUUCCAGUGGGGUCCGCCGAGCAAUGAGCCGAUCGAGAUGCACCUGUCAUUCGUCACCGACUGCACCUCCCACCAGGCGUGGAUGGCCACGGCCCUGCUGCACAGCGCCCGCAGGCUUGGGGCCGAUCACCCUCACGUGGCUGCGCGUGCACUGCUCCGACGCCAGGCUCGGGCAGCGGGAGGAGAAGGAGCGGCUUCUGCAGCGGGUGUACCCGCAGCUGCGCCUCCUCGACGUCAACGUCAGCCGCGAGACGCCCGACAUCAGCUGGAUCAAGCCCCUGGCGUUCCAGCAGCUCCUCGGAGACAGCUCGAAGAAGAAACACAGCAGCAUCGGCGACGACGCGGUCGUGGCGAUGCUCGACGCGGACUUCCUCUUCAUGUCGAAGCUGCGCGUGGACGACCUGGCGGAGAACAGCCUCCUGUCGAUGGGUUCGAGGCCAGCACCUGGCUCGCGCGCCGUGCUCGGCAUGCAGGGCGUGGUGCAGCGGUACGAGUGCCGCGGCUUCGCCGGCGCGCCCUACAUCUUCACCGCCAAGGCCUGGCGGGCCCUGCUGCCAGCCUACGCGGGCCUCCGCUUCGAGGCAAGGCCCAACGACUGGGGCUCUGAGCAGAACGCCUGGGUGAUAGCCGCCCAGCUUGCGGGCGUCAGGUACAUGCCGUUCGACCACUUCAUGAUCUCGGACAUGAGGGUGCACCUCCCGUACCCCACGGAGCAGCACCCUCCAGAUCCCACUCACGGGCACGAGGGUUGGCCCUGGGUGGAGAGGUUCAUGGCGACCGAGGGCGGCGACGCCUGCGCCGCGAGGGUCGGGCACGGGGACGCCCCUCGCCGCCUGCCCACCUUUCUGCACACCGUGCGCCCGUGGAACCCGGAGCAGCAGAACACCUCCUGGCAGUUCAGCAAGUAUCAGGUGCCUCCGGGCUGGAGCCGCCAGGACGGGGAGGGCAUACUCGACUGCGACAUGCCGCUGCUCGCCGAGCCCGCCAGGGACUACGUCCGCGUCGUCGGCGAGACGCCACUGCCGCACCCGAACCGGACCCAGGUGCGCGCGGCAAGGCGAAGACGCCUUGAGGCGUGGACUAUGUGUGGCAUCAUCCACGGCCUCAACGACAUGUUGAUGGAUGUCAAGAAGCUGAAGUGUCCCCAGGGCUUCAACGACCGCAGGGCUCUCAAGAUAGAGGGCCACUGGAACAACAGGCUCCUGGAGCCCUACGCCCCGGAGGGCGGGGACGCCGAGUCCGUGCGUCGGUGCUCGGUCGGCCUGACGUGCACCAGAGGCAUCGCCCCGCUUGGCGGCGACGGGCAGCCUGCAGGUCAGCACUCGUUCGCUGCUCGUGGCGGGCAGCGCGCGGCUGCCCCCCUGCUCUGAGGGCGGCGGGACCCUGCGGCCGGAGGGCGCGCCCGCCCUCGAGCAGCGGGGCCGCGAGGGGCGGCGGCCGGCGGGAGGAUGGAGGA
Messenger RNA from Prorocentrum cordatum, 1703 nucleotides. NCBI's taxonomy places the organism in Eukaryota, Dinophyceae, Prorocentrales, Prorocentraceae. The record is from the annotation of a GenBank genome assembly.